CUAGUUGCUCUGCCCUUCUUUCUCUUCUCAUAAGUGUACAAAAAUAGGGGCCUUUCAACACACGCAGGGACACGAUUUCCUUAAAGGCUUUACCAGGAAGUUGCUACGCUGGCAUGCUAGGUGGAGCCCACUGCCAUGUUUGUGAGAAAUCCACAUUGUCCAUCCAUUUUUCCAGUUCAUUUUAGGACGUGCCACAGAACUAAGACAGAUUCAAAACUCAAUUAGCCAUGCGAGAGUAAAAUUUGGGAAAAGAAAUUCACGCCACUAAAACCUUCUUGAGCUCCACCUUAAUAUUUAUAUGCCAUCCAAACCGUUUAUAAGGUCAUUACCACUGGGAUUAAGUGAAAACACCAAAAAAUUUAGCCUGAUACAGAACUUUUGUGGCCACAUGAAUAUUUCAACGGUGGUAACUCAAUCCCACUGUUUCCUCUCAUGUGGCCCACUUGAGUUUGGUAUCUUACUCUUUUUUUUAGGGAUGUCCUAAAAUGAGCUCGCAAAACGGAUGGAUGGGUUGGAUUUCUCACAAACACCACAGUGGGCCUCAUCUUGCAUCCUAGUGCGGGAACUUCCUGUGCUAAAGGCUUUUGCAGGGAAUCUGCGUCCGUUGGGCAGAUGUCCUGUCUCAAGAGUCGAGAAUGAGCAUAUCCAAUCACCAGUGACCCACAUGUGUGCAUGGAAUUUGGUCUGUUGAUCCAAUCCCACUGGAAUAUAGCUAAUUAGCAGGUCGUUUCCACAUGUGAUGCAAGUGUGCUCUAUUUUUAACCGUCCAUUUGAGAGAGAAGGUGAAAUAAGCUUUCGGCUAAGAGCCAGAAAAACAGUUCACGAUUUUUAGCACGAAAGAAUACGAUCGCGAAUACAUCUAAAAUCCCGAAUUAUAUUUUCAUUUGAAGAAAGUGUCUUCACCUUCUUUCCUUUCUCAGUUUUGCUGCCUUGGGUUCUUCCAGCCUCUGAAAGCUUCCACUACCAGCUGUUCGAUAGAAUUUCUCAGAGAAAUCUCAGUACCUCUCUUACCUCUAUGAUAUAGAUGCCUUAAUUUCGCAAAAGCUGAUGGCGCUCGUGCCCGUUCCUCUGCCGCAGUUCUCAGCCUCCAGUAUCUUCCAAACCCGUUUAAACUCAUUUAGCCGCCCUUCUCUCUCUGCUAAAAAUACCUUUCCAAAGCAUUUGGUGAUCACAUCGAGAGCGAAUACUCGGAAGGAGAGUGCAAAAGUCAGAAACCGGAGAUUGCAGAGGAAGUUCAAUGGCACAUCUGCGAAACCAAGGCUCUCCGUUUUCUGUUCAACCAAGCAGUUGUAUGCUAUGUUAGUAGAUGAUCAGAACAAGAAGUGUUUAUUUUAUGGAAGUACUCUGCAGAAAUCUAUUCGUGACAAUCCUGCUUGUAGCACUGUCGAAGCUGCUCAAAGGGUUGGCGAAGAGCUUGUCAAAGCAUGUAUAGAUCUAAAGAUAAAUGAGAUCUCAUCUUAUGACUGGAAUGGAUUUUCUCGAGGGGAAAGGAUGGAAGCUUUUGAGAUUGCAAUUUCCCAACAUGGUUUCUUACCACGAUAACAUGGUCUCAAAAUAUUUCUAUACUUUGGUGGCUUGUGCGACUGCUGAUUGGUACCUUCUAGCUGAUGCAUGGUGUAGAAAUUGAGUGUUGCAUCUUAGCUGCACUUUUGCUGCUGUCACCGCAAGAUUUAUCAAAGAAAUCAAGUACAUAUUUUCACGAACUUCGUCUCGUGAGUGGUUUUCUAUUUUUUUAAAGUUGUUUUGGGAAAUGUUAUUUCACCAGUAAAAUUGAUAUUUCCACCUA
Molecule: messenger RNA, 1786 nt
Organism: Magnolia sinica
Lineage: Eukaryota; Viridiplantae; Streptophyta; Magnoliopsida; Magnoliales; Magnoliaceae
Exons: 5
Coding region: 1048-1542 (164 amino acids)
Biological process (GO): translation
Cellular component (GO): ribosome
Molecular function (GO): structural constituent of ribosome; 5S rRNA binding
Source: RefSeq, a predicted model, not a curated record